Puma concolor (puma) is the source of this 1356-nucleotide messenger RNA. The record is from RefSeq and is a predicted model, not a curated record. NCBI's taxonomy places the organism in Eukaryota, Metazoa, Chordata, Mammalia, Carnivora, Felidae.
AUGGCUAUAUCAAGAAGCUACUCCGUGCUGCUCUAUGCCUGGGAGGGCUGGCACAAUGCUGUGGGCAUCCCGCUGAAACCCCUGUACCAGAACUUCACUGCCCUCAGCAAUGAGGCCUACAAGCAGGAUGGCUUCCCAGAUACGGGGGCCUACUGGCGCUCCUGGUAUGACUCACCCACCUUCGUGGAGGAUCUGGAACACCUCUACCAUCAAGUAGAGCCCCUCUACCUGAACCUCCAUGCCUAUGUCCGCCGUGCGCUGCACCGCCGAUAUGGGGACAGAUACAUCAACCUCAGGGGACCCAUCCCUGCUCACCUGCUGGGGGACAUGUGGGCCCAGAGCUGGGACAACCUCUAUGAUAUGGUGGUGCCUUUUCCUAACAAGCCCAGUCUCGACGUGACCAGCACUAUGGUGAAGAAGGGCUGGAACAUUACGCACAUGUUCCGAGUGGCAGAGGAAUUCUUCACCUCCCUGGGGCUCUUGCCCAUGCCUCCUGAGUUUUGGACAAGGUCCAUGCUGGAGAAACCUACCGACGGGCGUCAGGUGGUGUGCCACGCCUCUGCCUGGGACUUCUACAACAGGAAAGACUUCAGGAUCAAGCAGUGCACGCGGGUCACUAUGGACCAGCUGUCCACGGUGCACCACGAGAUGGGCCACGUGCAGUACUAUCUGCAGUACAAGGACCAGCCUGUCUCCCUGCGCCAAGGGGCCAACCCUGGCUUCCACGAGGCCAUCGGGGAUGUGCUGGCGCUCUCCGUCUCCACUCCUGAACAUCUGUACAAAAUUGGCCUGCUGGACAAUGUCAGCAAUGACAUGGAAAGUGACAUCAAUUACUUGUUAAAGAUGGCACUGGAAAAAAUUGCCUUCCUGCCCUUUGGCUACUUGGUGGACCAGUGGCGCUGGGGGGUCUUUAGUGGGCGAACCCCCCCUUCCCGCUACAACUUUGACUGGUGGUAUCUUCGAACCAAGUAUCAGGGAAUCUGUGCUCCAAUUGCCCGAAAUGAAACGCACUUUGAUGCCGGAGCUAAGUUUCAUGUCCCAAAUGUAACACCGUACAUCAGGGAGGCGCUGCGGUCAGGCUCCUCACGGCCAUGGCAGGAGGUGCUAAAGGAGGCGAUUGGCUCAGAUACACUGGAUGCUCAACCUCUGCUCAACUACUUCCAGCCAGUCAGCCGGUGGCUGCGGGAGCAGAAUCAGCGCAACGGCGAAGUGCUGGGGUGGCCGGAAUACCAGUGGCGGCCACCAGUACCCCACAAUUACCCACAGGACAUUGGUAAAGCCCUGAUGCAGGGUGGGGCCCCGGGUUCCUGGUUCCUGGUGAGCUGCUCCCAGCUGGGCCCCAGCGCCCUGCCCUAA